Molecule: messenger RNA, 1329 nt
Organism: Pyrus x bretschneideri (Chinese white pear)
Lineage: Eukaryota; Viridiplantae; Streptophyta; Magnoliopsida; Rosales; Rosaceae
Product: pentatricopeptide repeat-containing protein At1g08070, chloroplastic-like
Exons: 2
Coding region: 1-1329 (442 amino acids)
Biological process (GO): RNA modification
Molecular function (GO): RNA binding; protein binding
Source: RefSeq, a predicted model, not a curated record
AUGAGCGCUUCAUUCCCCCGCCAAGGACAGCGACUUUUCCAUCUUCUCCACCAAAGCCCCGCCGUCUUCUCCUUCCAAAACCUCCUUCAAAUCCAGGCCCAGCUCACCACCACCGGCCUCCUCCACUCAGACCCCUCAUGCCUUCUCUCACUCCUCAACCUCUCUCUCUCAACCCCUUCAACUCUCCACCACGCCACAGCCUUAUUCACCCACGCACAAACACCCAAUGCCGCCGCAUGGCCCGUCAUGGUCCGCCGGCUCAGCUUAGACGCCGACCCUUCUCGGGUUUUCGCUUUAUUCAAAGAAAUGCAGAGGCUAAAACGUAAUGACCCAGUUUUUGAUCCUUAUGUGUUUGCUUCUUUGAUCAAGGGUUGUAGCAAAUUAUCCGCUUUUCGGAAAGGGAAGUCUGUGCAUUGCCAAGCUGUUAGGAUCGGUUUGGAUUGUAAUGUGAAUUUGUUGAACAGUUUAGUUAGUUUUUAUUCGUGUUCGAAGAGUUUGGUGGGAUGUGCUUGCAUUGUGUUUGAUAGAAUUCCUCAGAAGACUGUUGUGACAGUAAAUUGUAUGCUUUCUGGUUUUGUGAAGAACAGCUUGUUUGGUGCGGCGUUGGAUUUGUUUAACCGAGUUUUGAGUUGCGAUUUUGGUUUGGGAUUGAAGCCGAAUUAUGUUACUUUGGUUGUUUUGAUUUCAGGGUGUGUGGAUUUUGAUAAGUUUAAUGUGGGAAGGGCACUUCAUUCAUACUGUUAUAAGGCGGGUUUGGAUUUGGUAAACGAGGUUUGUAAUGUGCUUAUUGAUUUGUAUUCGAAGUUUGUGCAUAUAGAUGAAGCUGGAAGGAUGUUCGAUGAGAUGCCUGAGAGGGAUUUGGUUUCAUGGAAUACCAUGAUUGCAGGAUAUGCUGGAGUUGGUGAUUGUAGAAGAGCUUUCUUUUUGUUUAGAGAAAUGAGAGCUGGGGACGUUGGAUUCGAUAGAGUAUCGCUGAUAAGUUUGAUUUUGGCUGCUUGUAAUAGUAGAGAGCUUGGUAUGGUGAAGAUGAUUCAUGGGUAUAUGACAGCUAAUGGAACAAAAAUAACUGUAGCUAUUCGGACAGCACUGAUUAACUUGUACUCCAAAUGUGGACUAAUAGCGUAUGCUAAAAAAGUUUUGGAUGAAGCACCGGAUGACAACAUUGCAUUGUGGAACUCUAUGAUCCAUGGAUUUGUCGAAUGCGGUCAUAAUCAAGAGGCAUUGUGGCUCUUCAGUCAGAUGCAGUCUAAAAAGCUAGAGCCAGAUGAAACAACAAUGAGAGUAGUAAUCGUCAUCAAGGGAGUAUUGUUCUGCACAAUGCUCUUAUAG